Puccinia graminis f. sp. tritici CRL 75-36-700-3 is the source of this 1843-nucleotide messenger RNA. RefSeq lists its product as uncharacterized. The record is from RefSeq and is a predicted model, not a curated record. Gene Ontology annotation, molecular function: dipeptidase activity. NCBI's taxonomy places the organism in Eukaryota, Fungi, Basidiomycota, Pucciniomycetes, Pucciniales, Pucciniaceae. Bases 52 to 1479 code for a protein of 475 amino acids. The transcript is spliced from 10 exons.
AGUCCACCACUGAACAAGACACUCACCACCCAAAAGCUAUCCACAACCAACAUGUCAUCCCACUCAAGCUGUCUUGGUCCCAUCAUCAACUCGAUUACCGCCGGUCUGCGUCUGGAGAAUAGCCAAGAUCACGCAAACGCUGAGCACAACGAACAACAAGGGCUAUCAUCCUGUAAAUGUGGAUUUGGAGAACUCGAAUCCCAAUCACCACCGUUUGCAAGCAUGAUGAAAUUGCAAUAUCCCACUGGCCUUCAACCGCCCCGCUCUGACCAAGAAAAGCCCUUGAUCAACCUCCAAGACGAAAACGCGAUGGAUUAUCCCUCGAUCCUGGAGGAGGAAAUUGAUUCCCUGUCUGCCGAUCUACGCAAAUGGAGCAUGGAGAUCUUCGGGUUUGCGGAAAUCGCGAUGAAAGAAUUCAAGACGCACGACUUGAUUGCUCAGAUCUUUGAACAGACUCCCGGUUGGAAAGUUACUCGACACGCGUAUGGCAUCCAAACAGCCGUCGAGGCGGUCUUCACACUUGGCAAAGGCGGACGCACGGUGGGCUUCAACUCAGAAAUGGAUGCCUUGCCAGGGAUCGGGCAUGCCUGUGGUCAUCCCUUGAUUUGUAUCUCUGGGAUUGCUGCUGCCAUGGCUACUGCACAAGCUUUGAAAAAAACCAACACCCCCGGUAAAGUAGUUUUACUUGGAACACCAGCGGAAGAGACGAUUGGAGGAAAGAUCCAACUACUCGAGCAGGGUGCUUAUCGAGGCAUGGACGCUUGCUUGAUGUUACAUCCUGCGCCGUUUGGUGGGAUAUUACCGAUGCUCGCAAUCAGUCAGGUCAAGGUGGAAUAUUUUGGGAAAAAUGCUCAUGCCGCAGGGGCUCCUUGGGAAGGUAUCAAUGCACUCGACGCUGCGGUAUCCGCUUAUACCAACAUCGCGCUUCUCCGCCAACAAAUUCGACCGGACGAGCGAGUGCAUGGGAUCAUUCAAGGUUCAGAACAUUGGGUUUCCAAUGUGAUACCUGAUUAUGCAUGGCUAAGAUACGACAUCCGAGCGCCUACAAGAGAAGGGAUGGAGAAGCUCAAAUCACGGGUCAUGAAGUGCUUCCAAGCGGCUAGUGACUCGAGUAACUGUCGCAUGAAGAUUCAAGAAGAAAUGCUAUAUGCUGAUUUGGUCAACAAUCGCCCGUUAGCCAAAGAGUACCACAAGUACAUGGAGAACAUCAUGGGUAUUGCCGUCCCUAUGGAUGGGCCGGCACUUGGUUCGACUGACUUUGGAAAUGUGUCCUAUGAAGUCCCCUCGAUCCACCCCAUUUAUGCCAUUCCAACCUUACCGGGCCAAGGUAAUCACACCCGGGGGUUCACGGAUGCUGCCGCGACAGAAGAAGCACAUCGCCUCACGUUGAAAUCUGCUAAGGGCAUUGCUGUUGUCGCUUGGAAAGUCUUGGCUGAUAAAGCGUUUGCUGAGGAAGUACAGAAGGCCUUCAAGCCUUAGCUACACCUAUUUUUAAAAUUAUGCUUUGUAUCCAAUCGCAUGUAUCAUUGUCAUCUUUUUCGUCUCUCUGUCUUCAUUUCCUCAUGUCUCACAUCCAUGUUCCAGCAUAUACAGACUCCCAACCGGUCUGUCAUAUUAUUGUAUUCCAUCUACCAGAUCGUAUGUUACUCUUCUUUGUCUUGUUCUGUGUUAAAGCCAUGGUCUCAUGGAUGUAUUGACAGCCCUGUUGUACUAUUGAGCAAAUCCCCUCUCAUCCACAGACCCAGUCAUCACUUUUUUCUCCUGCUUUCAUCAUGAUGACAUGUGAUCUCUUUUCUUCAUACAUCAGACCCAAUAAUGAGGACAUUUGUUUUCCAGCCUCACA